Molecule: messenger RNA, 1602 nt
Organism: Astyanax mexicanus (Mexican tetra)
Lineage: Eukaryota; Metazoa; Chordata; Actinopteri; Characiformes; Acestrorhamphidae
Gene: drg1
Product: developmentally regulated GTP binding protein 1
Exons: 9
Coding region: 195-1295 (366 amino acids)
Biological process (GO): cytoplasmic translation
Cellular component (GO): cytoplasm
Molecular function (GO): GTP binding; GTPase activity
Source: RefSeq, a predicted model, not a curated record
CAGGUGGGGCUCUGUCUCCCUCCGCUCAGCGCCGGGAACCGCGAGGAUCUACAGCACAGCAUGUCAGAAGUCUGAGCGCGGCGGCUAAAACCCAGAAAAUCCAACUUUACAGAGCCGAACAGAACCAGAACCGAGCCCGCUCCGCCUGAUACAGCUCCCCCUGACCCGGUUCUGACCGACCCAGCGCCGCAAACAUGAGUUUACUCGCUAAAAUCGCAGAAAUAGAGAACGAGAUGGCUCGUACUCAAAAAAACAAGGCCACAGCUCAUCACCUGGGGCUGCUGAAAGCCCGACUGGCCAAACUCCGGAGAGAGCUCAUCACUCCUAAAGGAGGCGGAGGAGGAGGACCUGGAGAAGGUUUUGAUGUUGCGAAGACGGGUGAUGCGCGUAUCGGGUUCGUGGGCUUUCCCUCUGUGGGUAAAUCCACGCUGCUGAGUAACCUGGCUGGAGUUUACUCCGAGGUCGCCGCCUACGAGUUCACCACGCUGACCACAGUGCCGGGAGUCAUCCGCUACAAAGGAGCCAAAAUCCAGCUCCUGGAUCUCCCAGGUAUCAUUGAAGGAGCGAAGGACGGUAAGGGUAGAGGACGUCAGGUCAUCGCAGUGGCUCGUACCUGUAAUCUGAUCCUGAUCGUUCUGGACGUGCUGAAACCCCUUGGUCACAAGAAGCUGAUCGAGCAUGAGCUGGAGGGCUUCGGCAUCCGCCUCAACAAGCAGCCCCCCAACAUCGGCUUCAAGAAGAAGGACAAAGGAGGCAUUAACUUCACUGCCACGUGUGCUCAGAGUGAGCUGGACGCUGAAACGGUGAAGAGCAUUCUGGCCGAGUACAAAAUCCACAACGCUGACAUCACCCUGCGGAGCGACUCUACAGCUGAUGACCUCAUAGACGUGGUGGAGGGAAACAGAGUUUACAUCCCCUGCAUUUACGUCCUCAACAAAAUCGACCAGAUCUCCAUCGAGGAGCUCGACGUCAUCUACAAAGUCCCUCACUGCGUGCCGAUCUCCGCCCACCACCGCUGGAACUUCGACGACCUGCUGGAGAAGAUCUGGGACUAUCUGCACCUCGUGCGCAUAUACACUAAACCGAAGGGUCAGCUCCCUGACUACACGUCGCCGGUGGUUCUGCCAGACGGACGGACAGCUGUUGAAGAUUUCUGUCUAAAAAUCCACAAAAACCUUAUCAAGGAGUUCAAGUAUGCUCUGGUGUGGGGUGCCUCCGUUAAACACAACCCUCAGAAGGUGGGGAAAGAUCACGUGAUGGAGGACGAAGACGUCAUUCAGCUGGUGAAGAAAUAAACUGACUCUGUUCCAGCUGUGCAUGAAGGACCUGCUCUCUUCACCGAGCUUUCAGACAUUUCCAACGGCCCCACCAUACACUAUCCACGAUGACGUCAUCUUACUGUGGCUCUCUGAUCAUUAUUUUUAUUUUUGGACAUGGUAUAUAUGAAUGUUAAUGCGUUUCCCUAUUCAGCACAUGAACACAUGAAGCCACAUAUGGAUAGUUAAAAAAAAGGCGCUGUUAAAAAAAUUAUACAAUAAAAGAAAAUUAAACACCCAAUUGUGUCUAUAGAUUUAAAUAAAAGUCUAAAAUAAAGCAUUAGAA